Molecule: messenger RNA, 981 nt
Organism: Miscanthus lutarioriparius
Lineage: Eukaryota; Viridiplantae; Streptophyta; Magnoliopsida; Poales; Poaceae
Source: the annotation of a GenBank genome assembly
AUGGCGGGGGCGACGGUGCUGGUCACCGGCGCCAGCGGCUUCAUCGGCUCCACCCUCGUCCGCCUCCUCCUCGGCCGCGGCUACAACGUCCACGCCGGCGUCCUCAACCCCGAUGACACGGCGGAGACGGAGCACCUGCUCGCCCUGGCCGCCGGCGCCGGCGAGGGCCGCCUCCGCAUCUUCCGCGGCGACCUCCUCGACGGCGCCGCGCUGAUGGACGCCGCGCGGGGCUGCUCGGGCGUCUUCCACCUCGCCUCGCCCUGCAUCGUGGACGCCGUCAGCGACCCCCAGAAGCAACUGAUAGUGCCGGCGGUGGAAGGGACGCUGAACGUGCUGCGCGCCGCCAAGGAGGCCGGGAGCGUGCGGCGGGUGGUGGUCACCUCGUCCAGCUCGGCCAUCAUGCCCAGCCCCGGGUGGCCCGCCGGCGAGGUCCGCGACGAGCGCUGCUGGACCGACAUCGACUACUGCGAGAAAAACGGGGUUUGGUACCCUGUUUCCAAGACGCUGGCAGAGAAGGCCGCGUGGAAGUUUGCAGAGGAAAACGGGCUGGAUGUGGUUGUGAUUAAUCCAAUGUCUGUCCUGGGCCCGAUAAUCCCACCAACCAUCAAUUCUAGCAUGUCCGUGCUUCUACGCCUCCUUCAAGGUUGCACAGAGGAGUACAAGGACAUCUGGAUGGGGGCAGUCCAUGUGGAAGACGUUGCCUUGGCCCAUCUCCUGGUGUUCGAAAACCCAUCAGCCUCCGGGAGGCACAUCUGCGCCGAGUCCAUCAAUCACUUGAGCGACUUCGCGGCCAAACUUGCCGAGCUCUACCCCAGCUACAAAGUGCCCAAGUUCCCCAGGGAUACCCAGCCUGGGCUGGUGAGAGCGGAAGCGGAGGUGGCGUCGAAGAAGCUCGUCGCGCUAGGGCUGCAGUUCAGGCCCCUGGAGAAGAUCAUCAGGGAUGCCGUGGAGAGCCUUAAGAGCAGAGGCUACAUUUCGUAG